AAAUGAGAGGCAUAUUAAAGUGGAUUGAUAAGGUUGAAUUUCCCAAUAUAAAGGAUGAUGAUAUCAGCAUACGUUGCGUUUGCUAUAGCCCAGAUGGUUCACAAUUAAUUGUAGCUGCCAGGGAGAGAGUUUUAGUAUACGAUCCUCGAGAUGGUACAUUGCUGAAUACCCUUAAAGCUCACAAGGAUGUGGUUAAUUGUGUGGCCUAUGCCAGAGAUGGUAAAAAAUUUGCCAGUGGUGCUGCUGAUAAAACGGUAAUUCUUUGGUCACCAGAACUUGAGGGUCUACUAAAAUAUUCGCAUGGCGACUCUGUACAAUGUAUGUCCUUCAAUCCGGUUUCUCAUCACCUAGCAUCCUGCUCAACAUCGGAUUUUGCAUUUUGGUCAUCCGACCAGAAGGCUGUACAAAAAUAUAAAAUACAUUCUCGUGUCAAUGCCUGUUGCUGGACCAACGAUGGCCAAUAUUUGAUAAUGGGUUUAUCAAAUGGUUCCAUAACCAUACGUAAUAAAUCUGGCGAGGAGAAAGGUCGCAUUGAUCGUCCUGGUGGUUCAGCAAGUGCUGUCUAUGGUGUAAAAUGUUGCCCGGCCACAGCAGAACCCAACACAGAUAUAAUUGCUGUUGUCGAUUGGAGUCAAACAUUAUCAUUUCACACCUUGAGUGGACAAAUGGUGGGAAAAGAACGUGUCAUUGGUUUUGAUGCAUUAUGCCUGACCUAUUUACCAAAUGGAGAAUAUUGCCUAAUAUCGGGUUGUACCGAAUAUGUACAUUGUUACACCAGAGAAGGUGUACGUUUGGGUACAUUGGGCGAUUCAUUGGACUCAUCAUGGAUAUGGUCGGUGGAUGUCCAUCCCAAUGGACAGUCAUACACUAUAGGUUGUAAUAAUGGUACUCUGGCAACAUAUAGUAUAACAUUUACCACAGUACAUGCGUUGUAUCGCGAACGUUAUGCUUUUCGUGAAAAUAUGUGUGAUGUUAUAAUACAACAUUUAAUAUCAGGUCAAAAGGUACGAAUCAAGUGCCGUGAUUUAGUACAAAAAAUUGCAAUAUAUCGUGAAAAAUUGGCGGUGCAAUUGCCUGAAAGAGUGGUGUUAUACGAAUUAAGUUCAGCGUUGGAACAGCCAAUGCAUUAUAAAGUGAAAGAGAAAAUCCAAAAGAAAUUCGAUUGUAGUCUGUUGGUGGUGUGUGCAAGACACAUUGUGCUAUGUAAUGAUCGGAGAUUACAGUGUUUGGAUUUCAAUGGCAUUCUGCAGCGAGAAUGGUUAAUGGAUGCUUUUAUACGUUAUAUAAAGGUUAUUGGAGGACCGGCUGGCAGAGAAGGUCUUAUGGUUGGUUUGAAAAAUGGCAAGGUUUAUCGGAUAUUUCUGGACAAUGCUCUGCCAUUGUUAAUAACCACAGCCAUAUCUGCGGUACGAUGUUUAGAUGUAAACGCAAAUCGUACAAAAAUUGCAGUAGUUGAUGAUGGUGGUCGUUUGGUGGUGCGUGACAUCAACAAUGAUGUCCUACUCUAUCAGGAUAGUGGUGUCAAUUCCGUCACGUGGAAUACUCAUUUAGAUACAAUGUUAUGUUAUACGCAUACAGCCGGUGGACUAUCAGUAAGAGUGGGGAAUUUGCCACCGCGAGCUCCACAACAUAUGUUGGGUGUGGUUGUGGGACUGUGUGGGGCCACGGCGUUCUGUUUAAGAGGAAAUGUUAUGCAUAAUGUACCUUUGGCAUUGGGAGCAACAAUGUGGCAAUUUAUAGAAUCGGGAUUAUUUGAGGAAGCCUAUCAAGUUGCCUGUUUGGGCAUCACAUCAGCCGACUGGGAAGGCUUGGCGAAAUCAGCCUUGGAAGCGUUACAUUUAAAUAUUGCCCGUGAUGCCUAUGUGAAAAUACGCAAUUUACCAUGGUUGCAGAAAAUCGACGAUUUAAUGGAAAAACAAAAACGCGGCCAAUUGCCCAAAGAAGUACUGCAAGCAGAGAUAUUUGCCUACAAUGGCAAAUAUAAAGAAGCGGCGCGAUUUUUCGAUAAAUGUAAUAUGCCACAGAGGGCAUUGGAAAUGUACAGUGAUUUGAGAAUGUUCGAUUUGGCACAAGAAUUCAUACGUGAUGGCAGUGCCGAAGAGAAAAAGGCAUUGGUACGUAAACGUGCCGAAUGGGCAUAUUCGGUCAAAGAACCGAGGGCAGCUGCCGAACUACUGUUGAGUGUUGGUGAUCAUCAAAAGGCAAUUGAAAUUGUUUCCGAACAAGGAUGGGCAGAUGUUCUUUACGAUAUUGGCCGACGUUUGAGUCAAAGUGAUAGAGAAUCUCUGGAAUUGGUUGCCACAAAUUUGAAACGUUUAAAAGCCUUGCCCUUGGCAGCUGAGGUCUUUAAAAAAUUGGGUAAUGAAGCUGAAGUUGUACAACUGCAUGUAGAGGCACGAGAUUGGUCGGAAGCCUUUCUAUUGGCAGCCGAUAUUCCUGAACUUUUACCCCAAGUACAUUAUCAGCAUGGUCAGUGGUUGGCAGAGAAUGAUAAAUUUAUUGAGGCCCAUGAAGCAUAUUUGAAAGCUGGACGUAUCAAAGAGGCAAAUCGUUUAUUGAAACACUUAAGCAGUUCUGCCAUAGAAGAAGAACGUUUCUUGGAUGCCAGUUAUUUUUAUUGGUUGUUAUCAAAGCAAUAUUUGGAUAUCUACUAUGACAAGGAAGAACAAAAUCCCAUAGAUUUCCAUUUAAAGGAAUACAAUUCACAUCUGCGUAUUGCUAAAAUUUAUUAUGCCUUUUCGGUAAUCUAUAAUUAUAUGAAAGAGCCCUUUACCACCUAUUCACCGGUGAGUUUGUUUAAUGUAUCUCGAUUUAUAUUAAAUGAGGUGGAAUAUAAAGGAGCCCCUAGAGGUGUUAGUAUGUUUGCUGUGCUCUUCACCCUGGCUAAACAGGCGAAAUUUUUGCAAGCUAAUAAACUCUGUUUGGUGGUCAAUAAAAGGCUACAAUCAUUGAAACCUCCAGCUGGUGUCCAGGAACAAAUUGAUAUAAACUAUUUAAAUAGUAAAGCAUGCAAAAGUGGUUUUAAUGAUCCCGAGGAAUUGUUGCCGUUAUGUUAUAAAUGUUCAAAUUAUAGUCAACAUUUAAAUGCCAAUUCUUGUCCCACAUGUAGACAAGAUUAUAUUUUCUCGUUUAUUUCGUUUGAAAUUUUACCUUUAGUGCAAUUUUAUCCAGAGAUGGAUAUAACCGAUCAAGAGGCUGAGAGACUUUUAAUGGCUCCACCUAAAAGUAAUGAGGAUCAAGAUCCUUUUAAUGAAGAUACUGCAAGUGCCUUACCUUCUUUAAGUUUAGACCGCAGUGCCUUGCGUGCUAUAGAUCCUAAUCAUGUUUUGAUUUUAAAACGUCGUUCCCAACCAAAUAGUAAAUUCAUAUUUUAUCGCAAUAUAUUACCUGAUCUCCAAGUCACCUAUUGUCCUGAAUGUUUACUGGUAUUCUAUGCAGAAGAUUUUGAAUUACAAGUUUUACAAAAAGGUCAUUGUCCUUUUUGUCGUACACCCGCCGAUAAACUAUUCGAAGAAUAUUGA
Molecule: messenger RNA, 3521 nt
Organism: Musca vetustissima
Lineage: Eukaryota; Metazoa; Arthropoda; Insecta; Diptera; Muscidae
Gene: Oseg1
Product: intraflagellar transport protein 122 homolog
Exons: 14
Coding region: 3-3521 (1172 amino acids)
Biological process (GO): non-motile cilium assembly; intraciliary retrograde transport; protein localization to cilium
Cellular component (GO): intraciliary transport particle A; non-motile cilium
Molecular function (GO): protein binding
Source: RefSeq, a predicted model, not a curated record